GGGGGGGGCCGGGAGCCGAUGAGGAACCCGGAUCGUGCCCCACAAUGGGGCUGUGGCCAGGAAAUUCCAGGGGGGGGGACCCGGGGGGGCCCCGUCAGCUCCGGGCGGAUCCCACAAUCCCAGGAAAUCCCAGAUGGAACCAAACACGGGGCUGGGGGGGGGGGGAAGCACCGGAUCCCAUCGGGAUGAGCCCCACGUCGGGACCCCCCCCCCCAGUCCCUUGGGAUCCCCCGGGAUCCCCGGGAAUCGCUGCUCGUGAAGCCCCUUCCCAGCCCCGUUAUCCCUGGGUUCGGUUCCCUUUGGACGGCUCCGCCUCCAAUGGGUAAUUUAUGCUAAUUUAGCCUAAUUUAUGCUAAUUUAGCCCAAUUUAUGCCCCCCCCCAUCCCGCGGCCCCAUCCCUUUCCUCCGGCCGCUUCCCGGUUCCCGCUCAGAGCUUGGGAACGCCGCGACGGGCUUUGCCCUUCCUUAAUAUCCCACCAAAACAAGCGGGGAAAAGAGGCGGAAAACCCCCAAAUCCCGCUUUUUUGAGGGCUAAAACCCCCGUUUUCCAGGCAAGGGGAAAAGCGGGAUCGUGGGAAAAGCUGCUUCGGAUCCACUUUUCCAACUGGAUUUUGGGGGGGGGGUCCCCCCUUGGCGCGGGGUUGGGGGCACCCCAUGGCCAACGCUUCCCGUUGAGCGGCGUCAACCCAACGUUUGUCUGUGGAUUAUUCCUUAAGGAUUCCCGUAUCCCGUAAGGAUUCCUCUAUCCCCCUUACGGAUUCCUAUAGCCCCGUAAGGAAUCCCCAUUCCCAAGCACCGGAAUGUUCAGCUGGAUGAGGAAACACGCCAAGAAGAGCCCGGAGGCGGUGGGGACCGUCACGGCCGGCCUCAAGAAGCUCUACAAGAAGAAGCUUCUCCCAAUGGAAGAGUCCUGCCGCUUCCAUGAUUUCCACUCGCCGGCGCUGGAAGAGGCGGAUUUCGACACCAAGCCCAUGGUGCUGGUGAUGGGGCAAUAUUCCACCGGGAAAACCACCUUCAUCCGCUACCUGCUGGAGCAGGACAUCCCGGGAAGCCGCAUCGGCCCCGAGCCCACCACCGAUUCCUUCGUGGCCAUCAUGCACGGGGACACGGAGGGAAUCACGCCCGGCAACGCCCUCGUCGUGGAUCCCAACAAACCCUUCCGGAAGCUCAAUCCAUUCGGGAAUGCUUUCCUUAACCGGUUCCAGUGCGCCCACCUCCCCAACCAGGUCCUGGAGAGCAUCAGCAUCAUCGACACCCCGGGCAUCCUCUCGGGGGCCAAGCAGCGCGUCUGCCGCGGCUAUGACUUCCCGGCCGUGCUGCAGUGGUUCGCGGAGCGCGUGGACCUCAUCAUCCUGCUCUUCGACGCCCACAAGCUGGAGAUCUCGGAUGAGUUCUCCGAGGCCAUCCGGGCCCUCAAAGGCAACGAGGACAAGAUCCGGGUGGUCCUCAACAAGGCCGACAUGGUGGAGACGCAGCAGCUCAUGCGGGUCUAUGGGGCCUUGAUGUGGUCCUUAGGGAAGGUCUUCAACACCCCCGAGGUGCUCAGGGUCUUCAUUGGGUCCUUCUGGUCGGAGCCGCUGCUCAUCGCCGACAACCGGCAGCUCUUUGAGCUGGAGGAGCAGGAUCUGUUCCAGGAGAUCCAGAACCUGCCCCGGAACGCCACGCUCCGCAAGCUCAACGACCUGGUCAAGAGAGCGCGGCUGGUGCGGGUCCACGCUCACAUCCUGGCCCGGCUGCGGAAGGAAAUGCCGUCGGUGUUCGGGAAGGAGGCCAAGAAGAAGCAGCUCAUUUCCCAGCUCCCGCUGCUCUUCGCCCGCAUCCAGCUGGAACAUCACAUCCCGGCGGGAGACUUCCCCGACUGCGCCCGCAUGCAGGAGCUGCUGCUGGUGCACGACUUCUCCCGCUUCCCGGCGCUGAAGCCGCGGGUGCUGGAGGCUCUGGACGAGCUCCUCACCUCCGACAUCGCGGCGCUGAUGCCGCUGCUGCGCCGGGAGGAGCUGGAAGCGCCGGAGGGAGGUGGCGGGGUGCAGGGGGGCGCGUUCGACGGCACCCGCCAGGGUCCGUUCAGCGGCGCGGAAGAGGAGGAAGAGGAAGGGGGAGAGGAAGAGGAGUGGGCGGUGAUGAAGGACAAGGCGAAGUACGACGAGAUCUUCUACGGGCUGGCGCCGCUCGGGGGGAAGCUGAGCGGGCGCCGCGCCAAGGGCUGGAUGGUCUCCAGCAACCUGCCCAGCUCCGUGCUCGGCCGCAUCUGGAAGCUCAGCGACGUGGACCGCGACGGGAUGUUGGAUGCGGAGGAGUUCGCCCUCGCCGGGCACCUCAUCGGGGCCAAGCUGGAGGGCAGGGGGCUGCCGGCGGACCUGCCCCCCCGCCUCGUGCCGCCCUCCAAGCGCAGGCACAAGGGCUCCGCGGAGUGACGGGGACCGGGAUGGGGGGGUAGUGCGGGAAGCGGCGCGGGGGGAGCGCGGAACAGCCCCCGAAACAGCGCGGAAAUAGCCCCAAAACAGCGCGGAAUAGCCCCCGAAACAGCGCGGAAAUAGCCCCAAAACAGCGCGGAAUAGCCCCUGAAACAGCGCGGAAAUAGCACUAAAAGAGCGCAAAACAGCCCCAAAAGCAGCGCGGAAAUAGCCCCCGAAACAGCGCGGAAAUAGCCCCCAAAAGCAGCGCGGAAAUAGCCCCGAAAGCAGCGCAGAAAUAGCACUAAAAGAGCGCAAACCAGCCCCAAAAGCAGCGCGGAAAUAGCGCCCAAAACAGCGCAGAAAUAGCCCCAAAAGCAGCGCGGAAUAGCCCCAAAAGCAGCGCGGAAAUAGCCCCCGAAACAGCGCGGAAAUAGCACUAAGAGAGCACAAAACAGCCCCAAAAGCAGCGCGGAAUAGCCCCAAAACAGCGCGGAAAUAGCCCCAAAAGCAGUGCGAAAAUAGCGCCACAAACAGUGCGAAAAUAGCCCCAAAAGCAACGCGGAAUAGCCCCAAAACAGCGCGGAAAUAGUCCCAAAACAGCGCCGAAAUAGCCCCAAAAGAGUGCAGAAUAGCCCCCGAAACAGCACAGAAAUAGCCCCCAACGCAGUGCGAAAAUAGCACCACAAAGAGUGCGAAAAUAGCACUAAAUCAGCGCAAAAUAGCCCCCAAAACAGCGCAGAAAUAGCCCCAAACCAGUGUGGAAAUAGCCCCAAGAGCAGUGCGAGAACAGCACUAAAACAGCGCAAAAUAGCCCUGAAAUAGCGCAAGAUAGCCCCCAAAGCAGCACGAAAGUAGCACUAAAAUAGCGCAAACCAGCCCCCAAACUAGUCCCAAAAUAGCACGAAAUAGGCAAAAAAUAACCCCAAAAGCAGCGCUAAAACAGCCCUAAAAAUAGCCCCUAAAUGCCCCAAAUUAGACAAAAAAUAGCCCCAAAAUAGCCCGAAACCAGCCCUAAACACCCCCCAAAAAUAGCCCCCCAAAUAUUCCCAAGCCCAGCCCUAAAAACACCCCAAACCCACCCAAAACACCCCAAACUACCCUCAAAUUCACCCCAAAAUACCCCCCCCCCCCCCAACUGCAAUAAAGGAGGAUGAUGAUGCUGGAGA
Molecule: messenger RNA, 3562 nt
Organism: Strigops habroptila (Kakapo)
Lineage: Eukaryota; Metazoa; Chordata; Aves; Psittaciformes; Psittacidae
Gene: EHD2
Product: EH domain containing 2
Exons: 5
Coding region: 801-2414 (537 amino acids)
Biological process (GO): endosomal transport; endocytosis
Cellular component (GO): plasma membrane; cytoplasm
Molecular function (GO): calcium ion binding; protein binding; GTP binding
Source: RefSeq, a predicted model, not a curated record